Molecule: messenger RNA, 1431 nt
Organism: Coniophora puteana RWD-64-598 SS2
Lineage: Eukaryota; Fungi; Basidiomycota; Agaricomycetes; Boletales; Coniophoraceae
Product: nucleotide-binding domain-containing protein
Exons: 7
Coding region: 44-1342 (432 amino acids)
Molecular function (GO): FAD binding; D-amino-acid oxidase activity
Source: RefSeq, a predicted model, not a curated record
CAACUCUUGAUAAAUCGUCUUCCGAGAUCGAACACACCGCUCAAUGGUGCACUUCAGGGAUCCCAAUGAAGCACGCAAAGACGUCAUCGUCAUCGGCGCAGGCGUUAUCGGGCUGACGAGCGCGAUCCGGCUGCAGGAGACGGGCCAGUACAGCGUGAGCAUCGUCGCGGAGACGUUCCCGACGGACCCGAAGAGCAUACGCUACACGAGCCACUGGGCGGGCGCGCACCACGUCAGCCAUGCGAUGGGCGAUAUGAGGCAGCGAGCGAUUGACAAGGAGACCUUUGAUGUUUUUUGGGAGCUCUCGAAGCCCGGGGCGCCGACAGAGGGGUUGUUCGUGCGGCACACGCAGACGGAGUACCGCGAAGAUGAUCUCGGACCUGAGAAGGCGUAUUGGUUGGAGAAUAUGCCCGAGUUCAAAUACCUCACCGAUCUCCCCUUCGACCGUGUCAAAACCGCCUACUCCUUCCGCACGCUCACGAUAAACACACCCGCCUACCUCGCCUAUCUUCAGUCCCGCUUCAUCGCAGCCGGGGGAAAGACCGUGCGCGCCUCGAUUAACCACAUAUCGCAGGUCCUCGAGGGCGGCAGGCACGCGUUCGCCGUCUCCCCAUACACAUACUCCAACUCCCUCUCGAUCGUGAAUAGGCCGAGGCCACCGCACGCGGUGAUCGCGUGCCCUGGUAUCGGGGCGCGCACCCUCGGCGGUAUCAUGGACGAGAAGGUGUUCCCCGUGCGCGGGCAGACACUGCUGCUCAAGGCGCCGUGGCUCGAUUACGGGCGGACGAUGACUGAGGAAGAUGGGACGUACACGUACGUGAUGCCUCGACCGGGCGGGCUGGCGUUAGUCGGCGGUACGCGUGAAGCCAACGACUGGUACCCCAUCCCGAGAGAAGAGACCUCCCAGGCCAUUCUCCAGCGCGCAUACGCUCUGGUGCCCGACCUGGCUGAACCGGGGGCGCGCUAUAAGUCCCAUCUUCCGCCUUUACCGUCACCCAAGCCCGGUAGAGAGCUUCCUGUUCCAGAGGGCGAAGAAGCCAUACCCCUCUCCAUGCUCGAGAUGAAUACCCUGGAGGCAGGCUGUGGACUCCGUCCCGCGCGCGAGGGCGGCGUGAGAUUGGAAGUCGAAUGGCACUCUGCUGGCAAGCAGAAGGACGUGAAGAUUCCGGUCGUCUAUAACUACGGACACUCUGGAUACGGUUUCAUUGCGUCUUGGGGAAGCGCGUCAUACGCCCUGAAGUUGCUUGAGGAUGCUUUGACGCAAGGUUCUCCGCAAGAUAUCAAAGGGAAAGGUAAGAGCGCGGAGCACAGGACGGUGGAUGGAAGCAUCGGAGGGAAUUAAAUUUUGUAGUAGAGGUACAGAUGCGGAUAGCAAGCCAUUUGACAUAAAUGUAUCAGUAAAUGUAACAAUAUCAUAUAGGUUGUGACGAC